Messenger RNA from Protopolystoma xenopodis, 435 nucleotides. Lineage: Eukaryota; Metazoa; Platyhelminthes; Monogenea; Polystomatidea; Polystomatidae. The record is from the annotation of a GenBank genome assembly.
AUGCGGUGUACAUCUUCGAGGCGCUGGCUAACACGCCACCACUCGCCUCUUUGUCUCCUCUGCGAUUCCCUACAACCAGAACCAUGCCCCUUUGCGUGUGGAAGCGGUGACAGAAGAUCCUCUCCUUCUGACAAGCCGAAUAACCAGGCGACCUUCACACUUGCUGGUCAAAGAAAGCAGCAGUGCUCUCCGCAAACCUUUCAUGUCUCGACUAUUCAGCUUCAUGUACAGACCAACUGUUGGCAGGCCUCUUCAAAUUGUCCCAUUCGUCUAUUUUCUUCUUUACGUCAUGCCUAUGAAGCAAGCUCUCAGUUAACCGGCAAUCUUUGCUCUUCAACGUCCACUCUAAUCACCUAUUGCUCCCAUUUUCCAGUUCUCUUUGCUUCUGCCCUCUUCGAUGCAGCAUGUUUUCCAUCCAUCAGAUCCCACAAUUGA